AUGAGGGCACAGACCGAUCAGUGGUUCUCUGAGUACCUACUGAGAAUAGGCAAUGGAACGGAAGAGACAAUCGGUGGUGACUAUGUGCGUCUUCCAGAUGACAUUGUUAUUCCUUUCACUCCUACCGAUGAACCAGUGAACAAGCUUAUUGAAGAUGUGUUCCCAUCGCUUCAUGAGAACGCCACAUCUGGACCCUACAUGAGUACACGUGCCAUUCUUUCAACGAAGAAUGAUCAUGUGGACAAUCUGAAUAAAAAGAUGAUUGACCGAUUUCCUGGCCAGGCAAAGGUAUAUUAUAGCUUUGACUCUGUCGAGAAUGAUGCACGCAAUAACUACCCACUAGACUAUCUCAACUCACUCACUCCAAAUGGCCUGCCCCCGCAUGAUUUGAAACUCAAAAUCAAUUGUCCCGUCAUUCUACUCCGGAAUCUCGAUCCGCACAAUGGGUUGUGCAAUGGAACAAGACUGAUGAUUAGAGCAUUUCAGGAUAACGCAAUCGACGCCGAGAUUGUCGGUGGACAACAUGCUAGAAAUAGAGUGUUCAUACUGAGGAUCCCUUUGUCGCCCUCGGAGGAUAUUUCACUUCCUUUCAAGUUUAAGAGGAAACAGUUCCCCGUCCGCUUGAGUUUUGCAAUGACCAUCAACAAAGCCCAGGGGCAAACCAUUCCGACCGUUGGUAUUUACCUCCCAGAGCCUGUAUUCUCCCAUGGCCAGCUUUAUGUUGCACUUUCAAGGGGUGUGUCAAGGCAGACCACUCGGAUUUUGGCCAAGCCAAAUAUAGACAUAGACCCAACUGGAAAAAGCACAAAGAACAUUGUGUACAGGGAUGUAUUGGAGGGAUAG
Molecule: messenger RNA, 843 nt
Organism: Lolium perenne
Lineage: Eukaryota; Viridiplantae; Streptophyta; Magnoliopsida; Poales; Poaceae
Source: RefSeq, a predicted model, not a curated record